This is a messenger RNA of Heteronotia binoei (common prickly gecko), 5249 nucleotides long. RefSeq names its product SOS Ras/Rac guanine nucleotide exchange factor 1 (gene SOS1). Gene Ontology annotation, biological process: positive regulation of GTPase activity; Ras protein signal transduction. The transcript is spliced from 23 exons. The record is from RefSeq and is a predicted model, not a curated record. Gene Ontology annotation, molecular function: guanyl-nucleotide exchange factor activity; protein heterodimerization activity. Lineage: Eukaryota; Metazoa; Chordata; Lepidosauria; Squamata; Gekkonidae. The coding region runs from base 271 to 4227 and encodes 1318 amino acids. Gene Ontology annotation, cellular component: plasma membrane.
CUUCUACGAUCAAAACUGCGCGUGCUCUAUCGCCGUUUGUGCUAACUGCGCAUGCGCGGGCGGUUGUAACCGUCAGGGCAAGGAAAGAACCCGAAGAGUUCAAAGCCAAGCUCGGGACCCCGCCCCUCCUCCCUGAGUAACCGUCGUUAUCCUGCCGUUGGCCGGGUGACGUUCGCCUCAGUUGCCUUAUCGGCCCCGACCUGUCUGGGCGAGGAUGCCCGGCUUCUUCUCCCGGACCGGCUCUGGCGGGUACGGGACGGAGCAAGCAGGAUGCAGGCGCCGCCGCUGCAAUACGAGUUUUUCAGCGAAGAGAAUGCGCCCAAGUGGCGAGGUCUGCUUGUGGCCGCCCUUAAAAAGGUUCAGAUGCAGGUGCACCCUAAACUAUCAUCUACUGAAGAUGCUCUGCAGUAUGUUGAGGAGUUAAUUCUACAAUUGUUAAAUAUGCUGUGCCAAGCUCAACCAAGAAGCGUCCUUGAUGUUGAGGACCGUGUACAAAAAAGUUUUCCCCAUCCUAUUGAUAAGUGGGCAAUAGCGGAUGCUCAGUCUGCAAUUGAAAAGAGAAAGAGAAGAAAUCCAUUAUUCCUCCCAGUAGAAAAAAUUCACCCUUUGUUAAAAGAAGUUCUAGGUUAUAAAGUUGACCAUCAAGUAUCUGUUUACAUAGUAGCAGUAUUAGAAUACAUUUCUGCAGAUAUCUUAAAGUUGGUUGGGAAUUAUGUUCGAAAUAUAAGACAUUAUGAAAUAACAAAACAAGAUAUUAAGGUCGCAAUGUGUGCUGAUAAGGUGUUGAUGGAUAUGUUUCAUCAGGAUGUAGAAGAUAUUAGUACACUGACUUUGUCUGAUGAAGAACCCUCUGCUUCAGGGGAACAAACCUACUAUGAUCUUGUGAAAUCAUUCAUGGCAGAAGUCCGGCAGUAUAUAAGGGAGCUAAAUCUUGUAAUAAAAGUUUUUAGAGAACCUUUUAUUACAAACAUCAAAUUGUUUUCAGGUCAUGAUGUAGAAAAUAUAUUCAGUCGAAUAUCAGAUAUUCAUGAACUUAGUGUGAAGUUGUUGGGCCAUAUUGAAGAUACAGUAGAAAUGACAGAUGAAGGCAGUCCCCAUCCUUUAGUAGGAAGCUGUUUUGAAGAUUUAGCUGAGGAACUGGCAUUUGAUCCUUACGAAACAUACACUCAAGAUGUUUUACGGACUGGUUUUCAUGACCAUUUUCUUAGCCAGUUAUCAAAGCCUGGAGCAGCAUUCUAUUUACAGUCUAUAGGAGAUGGUUUUAAGGAAGCUGUUCAGUAUGUUUUGCCCAGGCUGCUUCUAGUUCCUGUUUACCAUUGCCUUCACUAUUUUGAAUUUUUAAAGCAAUUAGAAGAGAAAAGUGAAGAUGAAGAAGACAAAGAGUGUUUGAAGCAAGCAAUUACAGCCCUGCUUAAUCUUCAGAGUAGUAUGGAAAGGACAUGUUCAAAAAGUCUUGCGAAAAGAAGGCUUAGUGAAUCUGCAUGCCGAUUUUAUAGUCAGCAAAUGAAGGGAAAGCAACUAGCAAUUAAGAAAAUGAAUGAAAUCCAGAAGAACAUUGAUGGUUGGGAGGGUAAAGACAUUGGACAGUGCUGCAAUGAGUUUAUAAUGGAGGGGACUCUCACACGUGUCGGUGCAAAGCAUGAGAGACAUAUAUUUCUCUUUGAUGGUCUAAUGAUCUGUUGUAAAUCAAAUCAUGGCCAACCAAGACUUCCUGGUGCUAGUAAUGCAGAAUAUCGUCUGAAAGAAAAGUUUUUCAUGCGAAAGGUACAGAUCAAUGAUAAAGAUGACACUAAUGAAUACAAGCAUGCCUUUGAAAUCAUUUUAAAAGAUGAGAACAGUGUUAUUUUUGCUGCUAAAUCGGCUGAAGAGAAAAACAACUGGAUGGCAGCCUUGAUCUCUUUGCAGUACAGAAGCACUCUGGAGCGCAUGUUAGAUGCAACAAUGUUACAGGAAGAGAAGGAAGAGCAGAUGAGGUUUCCAAGCCCUGAACUUUAUAGGUUCGCAGAACCUGAUUCUGAAGAGAAUAUUGUUUUUGAAGAGAACAUGCAGCCCAAAUCUGGAAUUCCUAUUAUCAAGGCAGGAACUGUUGUUAAACUGAUUGAGAGACUUACGUACCAUAUGUACGCAGAUCCCAACUUUGUUCGAACAUUUCUUACAACAUACAGAUCUUUUUGUAAACCUCAGGAAUUAUUGAGUCUCCUGAUAGAAAGAUUUGAAAUUCCAGAACCUGAACCAACAGAAGCAGACCGCAUAGCUAUGGAGAAUGGAGAUCAGCCUCUUAGUGCAGAGUUAAAAAGAUUUAGAAAGGAAUAUAUACAACCUGUACAGCUGAGAGUAUUAAAUGUUUGCCGACACUGGGUAGAGCAUCACUUCUAUGACUUUGAGAGAGAUGUAGAUCUUUUGCAACGAUUGGAAGAGUUCAUUGGCACUGUCAGAGGCAAAGCUAUGAAGAAGUGGGUUGAGUCAAUCACUAAAAUAAUCCAUAGAAAAAAACAAGCACAAGCUAUUGGGCCAAGUCACAACAUAACCUUUGAAAGCUCACCACCUACAAUUGAGUGGCAUAUAAGCAGGCCAGGACAAAUUGAAACAUUUGACCUCCUCACUUUACAUCCAAUAGAAAUUGCUCGACAGCUCACUCUGCUUGAAUCUGAACUUUACAGAGCUGUGCAACCCUCAGAGCUUGUAGGAAGUGUAUGGACGAAAGAAGAUAAAGAAAUUAAUUCUCCUAACCUUCUUAAGAUGAUACGACACACUACUAAUCUCACAUUAUGGCUUGAGAAAUGCAUUGUAGAAACAGAGAACCUAGAAGAAAGAGUAAUUGUAGUAAAUCGGAUAAUUGAGAUCUUGCAAGUUUUCCAAGAACUAAAUAAUUUUAACGGUGUCCUUGAGGUUGUUAGCGCUAUCAACUCCGCUCCUAUUUACAGAUUGGAUCAUACAUUUGAACAAAUCCCAAGCCGCCAGAAGAAGAUUUUAGAAGAAGCUCAUGAACUGAGUGAAGAUCAUCAUAAGAAAUACUUGGCAAAACUCAGGUCUAUUAAUCCUCCAUGUGUGCCUUUCUUUGGAAUUUAUUUAACCAACAUCUUGAAAACAGAAGAAGGCAAUCCUGAAUUUCUAAAACGACAUGGGAAAGAGCUAAUCAAUUUCAGCAAACGGAGGAAAGUGGCUGAGAUAACGGGGGAAAUCCAACAGUACCAAAAUCAACCAUACUGCCUAAGAGUAGAAACCGACAUCAGGAGGUUUUUUGAAAAUCUAAAUCCAAUGGGAAACAUCAUGGAAAAAGAAUUUUCAGAUUAUCUAUUCAACAAGUCUCUAGAGAUAGAACCACGCAAUGUAAAGCCACCCCCAAGAUUUCAAAAAAAAUACAACUAUUCCCUCAAAUCUCCGGGUGUUCGUCCUUCAAAUCAAAGGCCAGGCACAAUGAGGCACCCUACACCUCUGCAACAGGAACCAAGAAAAAUCAGUUACAGUCGUGUUCCCGAGAGUGAAACUGAGAGUGCUGCUUCUGCACCAAACUCUCCACGAACACCACUCACCCCACCACCUCCUCCCACUUCCAGCACUACUGAUGUCUGCAGUGUAUUUGAUUCCGAUCCCUCAACCCCUUUUCAUUCAAGAUCUGCUUCUGUGUCCUCCAUAACUUUUCCUAAAAGCUCUGAUGAAAUGGCUGUUCCUCCUCCCAUUCCUCCCCGAAGACGUCCAGAAUCUGCACCUGCAGAAUCUUCUCCUUCAAAGGUUUCUUCUGCACAUCUGGACAGUCCACCAGCAAUUCCUCCUCGGCAACCAACAUCUAAAAUUUAUUCGCCACGGUACUCAGUACCAGACAGGACCUCCAUAUCUGACCCCCCAGAAAGUCCACCUGUAUUGCCGCCACGAGAGCCUGUACGAACUCCUGAUGUGUUCUCUAGUUCACCGCUACAUCUCCAGCCACCACCCUUAGGCAGAAAAAGUGAAGUUGGCAACACUUUCUUUCCCAAUAGUCCGUCUCCAUUUACUCCGCCUCCCCCUCAAACACCUUCUCCUCACGUACCACGGAGGCAUUUACCAUCACCUCCUUUGAUACCCCAAGAUACGGACCUCCAUUCUGUUGCUGGGCCACCUGUUCCUCCACGGCAAAGCACUUCUCAACAUAUCCCAAAGCUUCCUCCAAAAACUUACAAAAGGGAGCACACACAUCCAUCCAUGCAUCGUGAUGGACCCCCUUUGCUGGAGAAUGCCCACUCCACAUGAAUACUCUCUUGAGCUGGAGGUCAUGCUUUUCCUGGUGUCAAGUCUGUUGCUGGCAAUAGAUGCACCAAGGAGUUAUGUUGCUCCUAACACUAAAGACUCUACAAUACAUUUGAUACAUGGUGUACAAAAAAUUAAUAGCAGGCCCCUUAUUGUGAAACUCUUGCUGUUUGUUAGUAUAGUAUGCAGGGCACUGUUCUAUAGUCACUGGACAUCUGAAUGUACCAGAAACCAGACUUCAGAUCACUUCAGGCCAAUAAGCAGACACUGCUUCAUGUAAUGUCUAACAAGGGAUGGGAAAUAUGGUCCUGUAAUCAUCUGUCCACUGCAACAUGAGUUCUUCAAGUGAAAAAAUGAAUUGCAGAAUCUCAGACAGGGAACUCAAGUGAUUAUCUUAAAUUUUCUUUUGUUUCAUUCCCUGAUUUAAAAUCAUGAACUGGACUGUGAGGAAGAUCUGUGGUACUGAACCAACAUAGAGCUAAGGUAUAGCACUGUACUACAGCCCUGUUUACAAACUGUUACAGUUAACUGCUACAUAUAUGGGUACCUAGGCUUCACCAAAGAGGUACUUUCCUUCUUUCCUUAUGAUCGUUAUGGUGCCAGUUCAAAAAACAAUUGCCAGGAAGCAGAAAGCUUAACUUUUGCCUUCUUCAAACAAGUGAGAUUUAAGUCUUAGAUUAAUGAUGCAAUCUGAGAUACACUGCUGUUGUUCAGAGUAAAAUCUGUUCCUACAUUCAAAAGACUGUUAAAUAUAGACUAGGUGGUCUUAAGGUUUACCAGUAACCCACUUCGUGGCUGAUAGUGUAUCUUUGACUAUGCCAUGGAAAUGCAAAGGAUGAUCCACUGGCCAUAUUCCCUAGUUAUUACCAUGUUUUAACUAGCAGUAGGUAGAUAAAAUAAUCAGCACCCAUAGAUUUGCCUUGUAGUUGCAUAAAUCAUGUGUAUAUAGUGAAUGUUGCAUAAAUAUACUUGCAAAUUGUUUUUAAUUUAAUUGAAAUAAAGAUACAGAUAUUUUGUCUGGCUGA